AUGGGCCCUUCCGGCUGUGUCUUCCUACUGUCCCUUCUGCUGGUGUGUGGACCACCUGUGUACUCAGGCCGCGUUGUGGGUGGCCAGGAGGCUGUCAAGGGGCCCUGGCCUUGGCAAGUCAGCCUGCACUGUGGGGAGACCCACCUCUGUGGAGGUUCCCUCAUCAGUGAGCGGUGGAUACUGACGGCCGCACACUGCAUAAAAGCGACCUGGAUUCCUUUGUUAUAUACUGUGUGGCUGGGAUCAAUUAAAAUCGGCUACUCAAAUGAUGGUGUGAAACAUCAUGUGUCCACAAUCAUUAUCCAUCCUAAAUUCCAAGAUGUAACUGCAGACAUCGCCUUGUUGAAACUGGUCUCCAGAGUCACCUUCACUUCUUUCAUCCUGCCCAUCUGCCUGCCCAGAAUUACAAAGCAGCUGACAAUUCCUGGCUCUUGCUGGGUGAAUGGAUGGGGAAAAGUUAAGGAAAAUGAAGAUGAUUUCACUUCCACCCUCCAGGAAGCAGAAAUACCCAUCAUUGACCACCAAACUUGUGAACAUCUCUACAACCCAAUCCAUUCCAUAUUGCCAGAAUUAGAGCCAGUCAUCAAGGAAGACAUGAUUUGUGCUGGUGAUACUCACACAGGGAAGGAUAGCUGCAAGGGCGAUUCUGGAGGGCCUCUGUCAUGUCAUAUUGAUGGUGUAUGGAUCCUAAUAGGAUUGGUAAGCUGGGGAAUAGAAUGUGGUAAAUCUCUUCCUGGAGUCUACACCAAUGUGACCUACUACCAAAAAUGGAUUAAUGCCAUUAUCUCAAGACGAGGUUUGGGGGCCAACAAUCUGGACUUACCUGACUUCCUGUUCCCUGUUGUAUUGCUCUCUCUGGCUCUCCUGGGACCCUCCUGUGCCUUUGGGCCUAACAUCUUAAGGAGAGUGGGCAGCGGAGCUGAAGCCACUGGCCAAGUACAGGGCUAGGAAGGGGAUGCAUGGGGAAUAAACCGGGACGGAGAACUCCCAGGACAGUCACUGAGAACUCUGGAUAAUUUCAUUAAAAUAAUUAGAAAUGAUUCUGUUUUGAGGUUUUUGAUUCUGGAAUCUGCUUAUACUAGUGAACCUUCUAAGAAGGUUGUGUCAGAUGUUGUUCCCAGUGAUUCACUCACUGCCCUCCCUGUGGAAGGACUACCCACCCACUUGAAGUACCGCGUCACUUGCACGAUUGCCUGCAAAACGAUUACACUUCCCUGCACCACUAACAUCAAGCUCGCCAAAGAAAUACCGGGCAAUCCUUCCUCAGAAAUUUCUUCCAACGUCCAUCCUCCACACCAUUCCACACAUGACAGGGUGUGGGGCUUUAAGAAGCAGCAGCUGCUGCAACCAGUGGCGAUGCCUACCUUCCCCGUGUCUCUCUCCUUACCUGAAAAUUAG
Messenger RNA from Rhinolophus ferrumequinum (greater horseshoe bat), 1398 nucleotides. It is a transcript of the gene PRSS48, whose product is annotated as serine protease 48. Gene Ontology annotation, biological process: proteolysis. Gene Ontology annotation, molecular function: serine-type endopeptidase activity. The record is from RefSeq and is a predicted model, not a curated record. NCBI's taxonomy places the organism in Eukaryota, Metazoa, Chordata, Mammalia, Chiroptera, Rhinolophidae.